Cladophialophora immunda is the source of this 4502-nucleotide messenger RNA. RefSeq lists its product as uncharacterized. The coding region runs from base 419 to 4282 and encodes 1287 amino acids. Gene Ontology annotation, cellular component: membrane. Gene Ontology annotation, biological process: transmembrane transport. The transcript is spliced from 6 exons. Gene Ontology annotation, molecular function: ABC-type transporter activity; ATP hydrolysis activity; ATP binding. The record is from RefSeq and is a predicted model, not a curated record. NCBI's taxonomy places the organism in Eukaryota, Fungi, Ascomycota, Eurotiomycetes, Chaetothyriales, Herpotrichiellaceae.
GGCAACCAGUCGAUGCUGGCGUCGGCAACAGGGCCAAGCAAGCCAUUCUCUUCACCGUGCCUGAUCGAGGCCUAGUAUACGAUGCCAACUGCCGCCCGUGUUGGCUUGGCUCUGGGCUUCCCCAAUCGCCUGAUUGAGGCAGAUAAUCAUACCACUGCCACGUCUCCUGAUUGACUCGACUCACAGCUCGUCAAUGUGCGACCACUGCAACGGUUCAAUUGUGCUGCCUGAGGGCUUUUACAAGGCAGCCUGAAUUCAAGACGAAUGUUAUACAAGCAAAGGACAGCAUGACUGAACCAAAUCUCCGGCUUAUCGUUCCAGUGGGGGCUUGCCAUUCUCUCUCUUGCUCGAAAAAUGAACAUAGAUCAAUGCCAUAGCAUCAAGAUGGAACACGAGCUGAACGUCGACUAGCAACAUCAUGAGCGACGACGAGAAAAUCGAGAUUCCGGAGCCUGUCGAAGACGGCAAUGAGACGCGGAAGACUCAGCUAUCGGCAUGGCAAGCCUACUGGCGUCUCCUAACUUAUGCUAAUACUGUUGACAUCGCCUUGCGCAUAUGCGGUGCGGCGGCUGCAGCAGCAGCAGGCUCAGCAUUGCCUUUGAUGACAAUCAUUCUUGGAGACUUUGUCCAAGAUUUCAACAACUGGGGAACAGGCGCGGUCCAGCCUGCUGCCUUUCGGCACAAGGUCAAUCAAAACACUCUCUGGCUAUUGUAUCUCUUUGUCGGGAAAUUUGUGAUGGGUUACUGUGGAACCGUCAUGCAUUCUAUCUCUGCUUCUCGCAUAACCCGAAGGAUUCGUCUCCGGUACCUCCAGAUCGUCUUGCAUCAACCCAUUUCUUACUUUGAUCACCACACCGCUGGUUCCAUAGCCUCGAGUUUGUCGACAGACACCAAUCUGAUCGAAGUCGGACUUGCUGAGAAGGUUGCCACCGCCUUUCAAUCGAUCUCAAUGCUGGUCACUGCUUUUGUCAUUGCGUUCAUCAAAUCCUGGAGGCUGACACUUGUGACUGCCACCAUCGUCCCUUACAUGAUCCUGACAACUGGGCUGCUUUCCUUCCUAGAUGCAAGGUUCGAAGCAAAAAUGCGCAAUAUCUAUCUGAAGGCAUCCGGUAUGGUCGAAGAGUGGUUCAGCAGUGUUCCCACGAUCACCGCCCUUGGUGCGGCAGACAAGGUCACAGCACAAUACCAGCAAAUCAUCGAGAAGAACAAGACGUUCGGCAUCAAGAGAGGACCUAUCGAGGCAUCAAUCUUUGGGAAUAUGUGGUUUGCGGUGUACAGCGGUUACGCCCUUGCAUUGUACUACGGAGCGAGACUGCUCAACCGCAAUGAGAUAGAAAACGGUGGCGCACUUAUUACUGUGUUGUUGGCUAUUGUCAUCGGCAGCUCGUCGAUGGGACUAGUUGCUCCUUCUCUACCUAACUUCAUCAAGGCUGCAGCAGCGGCACAACAGGUUCUGAGGGUAUUGAACGAGUCUUCCUCUAGGGACUCAGCUCCCGACCAGUCUCGCAAGAUCAUACCGGCGACAAUUAACGGGCAAUUGAGUUUGAGAAACGUCUCGUUCUCCUACCCGACAAGGCGAACCAUUAGCGUUCUGAAUGACCUGAGCAUAGAAAUUCCAGCCAACAAGUUGACUGCAAUCGUCGGUCAUAGUGGAUGUGGUAAGAGUACCGUCGUGGGGCUCCUGGAGCGGUGGUAUGAUCCUAAUCACGGGUCGAUCUAUCUGGACGGCACAAAUAUACGGGAUCUCGACCGGGGCUGGCUGAGAGGACAGAUGGGGCUGGUGCAGCAGGAACCGAUGCUAUUCAACGAUACCAUUUAUCAAAAUGUCUUAAACGGACUAGGUAAACCCAAGACAGAGAGACUUGACGAAAGCGGCAGACGCCGGUUGGUCAUCGAGGCUUGUACUACAGCAAACGCGCACGACUUCAUACAAGCACUCCCUGAAGGGUAUGACACCAGGGUCGGCGAGCAUUCUGACCUCCUGAGCGGCGGCCAGAAGCAAAGGAUUGCCAUCGCCAGGAGUAUCAUUUCAAAACCAAAAAUCCUUCUCCUGGACGAAGCCACCAGCAACUUAGAUCGGGACUCCCAAAGAGUUGUACAACAAGCACUGGCAAGAGCUGCUCAGGGCCGAACUACGGUGAUGAUCGCGCACCAGUUGUCUACCAUCGAGCACGCGGACAAUAUCAUUGUCAUGGAACAUGGCCACGUUACAGAACAAGGUACGCAUGCCGCUCUUGCGGCUGCCGAUGGACCAUAUGCGCGUCUGCUCCGUGCAAAGAGCCUAAUCAAGGGCAAAGACGGGCCUUCGAACGGGGCGACGCAGGUCAGCAACAAGCAGGUAGCGGCCACGACCCAGAAAUCACUCUCCACGAAAGAGCCUCAAAAACAAGCAGAGACCGCAGACGGCGCCACGCUUCUGGAGGCAAGAUCGAUCAGUCGACGCUUUUCUCUGAUUACAUGCUUGCUCAAGAUGCUCUCCGACCAAAAAAGCAUCAUCCCCAUCUUCGUGGGCGGUCUAAUAGGCGGUGUCGCUGCAGGCACUCUCAUUCCUAUUCAAGCCUUUCUUUUCUCGAGACUGGUGACUAUCUUUCAAUACCAGGGUUCGAAAUUGCUCACCAAGGCCGACUUCUGGGCGCUUAUGUUCUUCAUCCUAGGAUUGGCGCAUUUGGGAAUCUUUGCCGUCACCUGGUUUCUAUUUGCUGUAGCGGCCUCGAGAAGCUCCCUGAAAUAUCGCGCCGAGUACCUGCGAGGGCUGCUCAUUCAAGAUAUCACCUUCUUCGAGCAAGGAGGCAACUCAUCCGGGGGUCUGACCGCCUUGCUGGGACUCGACGGCGACGAAAUGGACUUGAUGAUCGGACUGAACAUCGGUCUCCUUGUCCUUUUCCUCGUCGACUUGACCGCAAACACCAUCUUGGCACUCGCUGUUUACUGGAAACUGGCGUUGGUGGGGGUCUUGUGUUGCGUGCCCCUGCUUCUGCUGGGAGGGUACUUGCGCAUGAGGAUCGACCGAGAAUCAGAGGACCGAGCGUCGAAGUUUUUCGUCGAGAGUGCCCGCUUCAGCUCUGAGGCAGUUGGAGCGAUUCGGACAGUCGCAUCCCUGACGAUGGAAUCCAAGGUGAUUGAGCGGUAUGCGGGCAGAUUGAAGACUGCCGCCGUGAGUUCCAUGAGACGGACUUUGUUGUCCAUGUUCUUCUUCUCCCUCGCAGACUCCUCCGACUUGCUAGCCAUGUGUUUGGUGUUCUGGUAUGGUGGCAGGCUUGUCUCUUACGGUGAUCUGGGAGUUUCGGCGUACUUCUUGGUUUACGGCGCCGUCAUUUUCGGAGGGCAGUCCGCUGGAUACUGUAUAGGAUACACCGCGAGCAUCACGAAAUCUCAAGCCGCGAUGAACCGUGUCUUUUACAUGAAGCAGAAAAAACCGGCCAUCAACUUGCAUCCAGGCGCCGACCCACGCACACUGCCUCCCACAGAAGCCGCCAUUGAAUUCAAGGACGUCUGUUUCCGCUACCCGGCUCGCCCGGACGUGGAAGUCCUCCAUGAUCUGAACCUCAAGAUCCGACCUGGCGAGAAGGUGUGUAUAACAGGACCCAGCGGCUGUGGCAAGUCCACCAUCAUUGCGCUCCUCGAACGCUUCUACGACGUCAAAUCCGGCGAGAUUCUCAUCAAGGGGACCGACAUCCGCUCGCUUGACGUCAACGCUUACCGCGCGACACUCGGUUUCGUGUCGCAGGAGACCACCCUCUAUCAGGGCACCCUGCGUCACAAUCUCCUCCUGGGCGUCGAGGACGAUGCGGCCGUAACCGACCAGCAGCUCGAGGCAGUCUGCCGCACCGCCAACAUCCACGACUUCAUCAUCUCCCUGCCGAGUGGCUACGACACGGACUGCGGGCCGCACGGCCAGGCCUUCAGCGGCGGCCAGAGGCAACGCAUCGCAGUCGCCCGGGCGCUCCUCCGCGACCCCCAGGUCCUGCUCCUGGACGAAGCCACGAGCGCGCUGGAUCUCGAGAAUGCCGAGCUCGUGAGAAACGCAUUGGACAAGGCCGCCGGGGCUGGGGCUGGGGCCGGGGCUGGGGCUGGGUCAUCCGGCAACGAGAAGGCAGGAAAUGGCCAGGGCAGCGGGGGACAAACCAUGAUCAACAUCUCGCAUCAGGUGGAGACGAUGAAGUCGGCCGAGAAGAUCGUCGUGGUGGACAAAGGGGCGGUGGUCGAGUCCGGGACGUUCGAGGAGCUGAUGCGGAAGAAAGGAUUUCUCUGGACCAUGAUGGUGGAAGGUGACUUGACGUAAAAAUCACAACGAUGCCGCCCCUAUCUGCGAGGCAUACUCACUCCUAUCCCGCGUGAGCUGUGCGAGCGGAUCAUCCUUGUCUCACGGUACCUACAUACGUACCCAAGUAAGUAGGUAUGUAGGUAUGCAGGUAUGUAGUCGCUACAGGCUAAAGCCUUAGUACUGGAGCUAAAAUGCUAAUGUGCUGGACCUUAGCACGGAUCCAUCACGCUUAAGAAGC